AUGACCCGGAGGCUCCAUGUCAGGCUUCUGUUUAUGAUGAGUUUGGCAUUACAGAUCAUCCAUUUGGGAAACAGCGAUGAAAGAGAGAGACAUAAAGGUGGAGAAGUCAACCGCAGUGCAGCUCAGAAGCUCCAGCAGGCGACACUCAGUGGGACGCUGAAUGACGUUAGGGACAUCAACGAGAGCGCGCAGGGCUGGAGGCCGCAGGAGCUGACGCCGGGUGUCCGCACAGGUGCGGCCCUGCGGGCGCGCUGCUGCCGGAACGGGGGCACCUGCGUGCUGGGCAGCUUCUGCGUGUGUCCCGCGCACUUCACCGGCCGCUACUGCGAGCACGACCAGAGGCGCAGCGAAUGCGGUGCCCUGGUGCACGGUGCCUGGACCUUCCGCCGCUGCCGGCUCUGCAGAUGCGUCUUCGGGGCCCUGCACUGCCUUCCCCGCCAGACGCUGGGCCGCUGUGACCUGAAAGACUUGCUGGGCUCACACGCUAGUGGACUGAGCACACAUCGCAUGCUGAGUUUUCUCCUGCUGCUGCCCUGCGUUGUCCUGAGAUGCCUUGUUAGUGCAGGGGGAGACUCAACUCCAUUUAAAAUAGUCGAAGCUGAGGUUGAUGGAAAGGUCAUCCCCGUGCCCAGCUGUGGAAGUGCUGCCCGGGAGGUUGAGGUUGACUCGCUGGAAGCAGGAGCAGCAGGCACGGGCAUGAGCGAGGGGAACGAGGCUGCGGCGUGCCGGUGCUGA
This is a messenger RNA of Cynocephalus volans (Philippine flying lemur), 735 nucleotides long. RefSeq names its product cryptic protein-like. The record is from RefSeq and is a predicted model, not a curated record. Lineage: Eukaryota; Metazoa; Chordata; Mammalia; Dermoptera; Cynocephalidae. Gene Ontology annotation, molecular function: nodal binding; activin receptor binding. Gene Ontology annotation, cellular component: extracellular region; cell surface. The coding region runs from base 1 to 735 and encodes 244 amino acids. The transcript has 7 exons. Gene Ontology annotation, biological process: nodal signaling pathway; anterior/posterior pattern specification; heart development.